CACAGUCCCCGCGCGCUGCACGGAGCCGGAGGGAGCGCAGCGAGCGGGCGAGCGAGCGCUGGGAGGCGGGUUCAGCAGAGGGGGCGCCCGGCCGCUGCCUGCGCUCCGGCCGGUCUCUACCCAGCUCCGGGGCCGGAGAGGAGCAAGAAGCAAACCAAGAGUCCACGAGCGGAGCCGGGAGAGCCCGCGGCGGAGGCGCCAGUCCCACUCCGCCGCCUCCCGUGCAAGCCGGGGAGCGAUCGCUCACCGCCCCGCCGGCCCGGAGCCCGUCACCCCGGUCCUGGCUGUCCCAGGGAUGGUCUAAGAGCCUGAGAGGGGCUCGCUGCUCUGCUCCGCUCCCGGGCUCUCCGCCUCCUACCGACCGCUCCCGGCUGCGCGCCCCGCCGGCCCAGGCCGGAGAAGUUAGUUGUUGCGCGCCGCUUAGCGCGCGAGCCAGCGGACGAGCGAAGAGAAGGCGGCGUAGCGCCGGGACCAUGCACUGGGGCUGGGGGAGCCGCUGCUGCCGCCCGGGACGGCGGGACCUGCUGUGCGUGCUGGCACUGCUCGCCGGCUGUCUGCUCCCGGUGUGCCGGACGCGCAUCUACACCAACCACUGGGCAGUGAAGAUCGCCGGCGGCUUCCCGGAGGCAGAUCGCAUAGCCAGCAAGUAUGGAUUCAUCAACGUAGGACAGAUCGGUGCGCUGAAGGACUACUAUCACUUCUACCAUAGUAGGACCAUCAAAAGGUCUGUUCUCUCAAGCAGAGGAACCCACAGUUUCAUAUCAAUGGAACCAAAGGUGGAGUGGAUCCAACAGCAAGUGGUGAAAAAACGAACCAAGAGGGAUUAUGACCUCAGCCGUGCCCAGUCGACCUACUUCAACGAUCCCAAGUGGCCAAGUAUGUGGUACAUGCACUGCAGUGACAACACCCAUCCUUGCCAGUCAGACAUGAAUAUUGAAGGAGCCUGGAAGAGAGGCUACACGGGGAAGAACAUCGUGGUGACUAUCCUGGAUGAUGGCAUCGAGAGAACCCACCCCGAUCUAAUGCAAAACUACGAUGCUCUGGCAAGUUGCGAUGUGAAUGGGAAUGACUUGGACCCGAUGCCUCGUUAUGAUGCAAGCAAUGAGAACAAGCAUGGGACGCGCUGUGCCGGAGAAGUGGCAGCCACUGCAAACAACUCUCAUUGCACUGUUGGGAUCGCUUUCAACGCCAAGAUUGGAGGUGUGAGAAUGCUGGAUGGUGAUGUCACUGACAUGGUGGAAGCAAAGUCUGUCAGCUACAACCCCCAGCAUGUGCACAUCUACAGUGCCAGCUGGGGCCCAGAUGAUGAUGGCAAGACUGUGGAUGGGCCAGCUCCCCUCACCCGGCAAGCCUUUGAGAACGGUGUGAGAAUGGGGCGGAGAGGCCUUGGCUCUGUGUUUGUGUGGGCAUCUGGCAAUGGUGGACGGAGCAAGGACCACUGUUCUUGUGAUGGCUAUACCAACAGCAUCUAUACCAUCUCCAUCAGCAGUACAGCCGAAAGUGGAAAGAAACCUUGGUACUUGGAAGAGUGUUCAUCUACACUGGCCACAACCUACAGCAGUGGAGAAUCCUAUGAUAAGAAAAUAAUCACUACUGAUCUAAGGCAGCGAUGCACAGACAAUCACACUGGAACAUCAGCCUCAGCCCCGAUGGCUGCUGGCAUCAUCGCCCUGGCCCUGGAAGCCAAUCCGUUUCUGACCUGGAGAGACGUACAGCAUGUUAUUGUCAGGACUUCCCGUGCGGGACAUUUGAACGCUAAUGACUGGAAAACCAAUGCUGCUGGUUUUAAGGUGAGCCAUCUCUAUGGAUUUGGACUGAUGGAUGCAGAAGCCAUGGUGAUGGAGGCAGAGAAGUGGACAACUGUCCCUCAGCAGCACGUGUGUGUGGAGAGCACGGACCGACAAAUCAAGACCAUCCGCCCAAACAGUGCAGUGCGCUCCAUCUACAAAGCCUCAGGCUGCUCGGAUAAUCCCAACCAUCACGUCAAUUACCUGGAGCACGUAGUUGUGCGUAUUACCAUCACACACCCACGGAGGGGUGACCUGGCCAUCUACCUGACCUCACCUUCAGGAACCAGAUCCCAGCUUCUGGCCAACAGGCUAUUUGAUCAUUCCAUGGAAGGGUUUAAGAACUGGGAGUUCAUGACCAUUCAUUGCUGGGGAGAACGGGCUGCUGGGGACUGGGUGCUUGAAGUUUAUGAUACUCCAUCUCAGCUGAGGAACUUCAAGACUCCAGGUAAAUUGAAAGAAUGGUCCUUAGUCCUCUAUGGAACAUCUGUACAGCCAUACUCCCCAACCAACGAGUUUCCCAAAGUGGAACGCUUCCGCUACAGCCGAGUGGAAGACCCCACAGAGGACUAUGGUGCUGAAGAUUAUGCAGGUCCCUGUGACCCUGAAUGCAGUGAGGUUGGAUGUGACGGGCCAGGACCAGAUCACUGCAGUGACUGUUUACACUACUACUACAAGCUGAAAAAUAACACCAGAAUCUGUGUCUCCAGCUGCCCUCCUGGCCACUUCCAUGCUGACAAGAAGAGGUGCCGGAAGUGUGCCCCCAACUGCGAAUCCUGCUUCGGCAGUCAUGGUGAUCAGUGCCUGUCCUGUAAAUAUGGCUACUUCCUGAAUGAAGAAACUAGCAGCUGUGUUACUCAGUGCCCGGAUGGGUCAUACCAGGAUAUCAAGAAAAAUGUUUGUGGGAAAUGCAGUGAGAACUGUAAGAUGUGCACAGGACUUCACAACUGCACAGAGUGCAAGGGCGGGUUAAGCCUUCAGGGAUCCCGCUGUUCGGUCACCUGUGAAGAUAAACAGUUCUUCAACGGUCAUGAUUGCCAGCCCUGCCACCGCUUCUGUGCCACCUGCGCUGGGGCCGGAGCAGAUGGAUGUAUUAACUGCACCGAGGGGUAUGUCAUGGAAGAGGGAAGGUGUGUACAGAGUUGUAGUGUGAGCUACUACUUGGACCACUCUUCAGAGGGAGGCUACAAAUCCUGCAAGAGAUGUGAUAACAGCUGUUUGACAUGCAAUGGCCCAGGAUUCAAGAACUGUUCCAGCUGCCCCAGUGGGUAUCUUUUAGACUUAGGAACGUGUCAGAUGGGAGCCAUCUGCAAGGAUGGAGAAUAUAUUGAUGAGCAAGGCCACUGCCAAACCUGUGAAGCCUCAUGUGCCAAGUGCUGGGGACCAACUCAGGAAGACUGUAUCAGCUGCCCCAUAACAAGGGUCUUCGAUGAUGGUCGCUGUGUUAUGAACUGUCCUUCAUGGAAGUUUGAAUUUAAGAAGCAAUGCCAUCCAUGCCACCACACUUGCCAAGGAUGCCAAGGAAGUGGGCCUUCCAACUGCACCUCCUGUGGAGCAGACAAGCAUGGUCAGGAGCACUUCCUGUACCAGGGGGAGUGCCUGGAGAACUGCCCUGUGGGCCACUAUCCUGCCAAGGGACAUGCCUGCCUACCCUGCCCAGACAACUGUGAGCUUUGCUACAACCCACACGUCUGCAGUCGAUGCAUGAGUGGCUAUGUCAUCAUGCCCACCAACCACACCUGCCAGAAGCUGGAGUGCGGAAAAGGUGAAUUCCAGGAUUCUGAGUAUGAAGAAUGCAUGCCCUGUGAGGAAGGAUGCCUGGGAUGCACUGUGGAUGAUCCAGGAGCCUGUACCUCGUGUGCUACAGGAUAUUACAUGUUUGAGCAGCAUUGCUAUAAAGCCUGCCCUGAGAAGACCUUCGGUGAGAAAUGGGAAUGCAGAGCCUGUGGCACUAACUGUGGCAGCUGCGACCAACAUGAGUGCUACUGGUGUGAGGAGGGCUUCUUUCUCUUGGGUGGCAGCUGUGUGCAGGAUUGUGGCCCUGGCUUCUAUGGAGACCAAGAGUUGGGAGAAUGCAAGCCCUGCCACCGAGCCUGUGAGACUUGCACCGGCUUGGGACACAACCAAUGCAGCAGCUGUCAAGAAGGGUUGCAGCUAUGGCAUGGGGCGUGUGUCUGGCCUACCUGGCCCCACGUGGAAGGCAAGGUCUGGAAUGAUGCAACGAGUCAAUAUCAACCUUGUCACUCUUUUUGUAAAACCUGCAAUGGAUCUCUCUGCACUUCGUGUCCGACAGGUAUGUACCUGUGGAUGCAGGCCUGUGUUCCUUCCUGUCCCCAAGGCACUUGGCCAUCAGUCACCAGUGGCAGCUGUGAAAAGUGUGCGGAGGACUGUGCCUCCUGCUCUGGUGCCGACCUUUGCCAACAGUGCCUGAGUCAGCCGGACAACACUCUGCUCCUCCACGAGGGCAGGUGCUACCACAGUUGCCCAGAGGGCUUUUAUGCAAAAGAUGGUGUUUGUGAACACUGUAGAUCCCCUUGCAAAACAUGUGAAGGAAAUGCCACCAGUUGUCACUCUUGUGAAGGAGACUUCGUCCUAGACCAUGGGGUUUGCUUGGAAACUUGCCCUGAAAAGCAUGUGGCCAUGGAAGGGGUCUGCAAGCAGUGUCCCGAGAGGUGCCAGGACUGCAUCCAUGAGGAAACGUGCAAAGAGUGCAUGCCUGACUUCUUUCUAUACAAUGACAUGUGCCAUCGUUCCUGCCCCAAGAGCUUCUAUCCUGACAUGGGGCAAUGUGUCCCCUGCCAUAAAAACUGUCUGGAAUGCAAUGGUCCCAAGGAGGAUGACUGUAAGGUCUGUGCUGAUAGUUCUAAGGUUCUCCACAAUGGAUUGUGCUUGGAUGAGUGUCCUGAGGGAACCUACAAAGAAGAAGAGAAUGAUGAAUGCAGAGAUUGCCCGGAGUCCUGCCUGAUUUGCUCAUCAGCUUGGACCUGCCUGGCCUGUCAGGAAGGCUUCACAGUAGUGCAUGAUGUCUGCACAGCACCCAAGGAGUGUGCAGCUGUCGAGUACUGGGAUGAGGGCUCCCACAGGUGCCAGCCGUGUCACAGAAAGUGCUCCCGCUGCUCAGGGCCUUCUGAGGACCAGUGCUAUACCUGUCCCAGAGAGACUUUUCUUCUCAACACGACCUGUGUGAAAAAGUGCCCAGAGGGCUACCAUACUGACAAGGACAGCCAGCAGUGUGUGCUCUGCCACAGCUCUUGCAGGACCUGCGAAGGACCACAAAGCAUGCAGUGCCUCUCCUGCCAACCUGGCUGGUUUCAACUGGGCAAGGAGUGCUUGCUGCAGUGCAGGGAUGGAUAUUAUGGAGAAAGCAGCAGUGGUCGGUGUGAGAAGUGUGACAAGAGCUGCAAGUCAUGCCGGGGCCCAGGGCCCACAGACUGCCAGUCUUGCGAUACAUUUUUCUUUCUCUUACGCUCCAAGGGACAGUGUCACCGCGCCUGCCCCGAGCACUACUAUGCAGACCAACACACACAGACCUGUGAGAGAUGCCAUCCAACUUGUGACAAAUGCAGUGGAAAGGAGGCAUGGAGUUGCUUGUCCUGUGUGUGGAGCUACCACCUUCUGAAAGGAAUUUGUAUCCCAGAAUGUAUUGUAGGAGAAUACAGAGAUGGCAAGGGAGAAAACUUUAACUGUAAAAAAUGCCAUGAGAGCUGCACGGAAUGCAAGGGUCCCAGCAGCAAGAACUGCACAGGGUGCUCAGCUAGCCUGCUGCUGAACAUGGACGACAACCGCUGCCUCCAUUGCUGCAAUGCCUCCCACGCCCACAGAUCCCAGGACUGCUGUGACUGCCAGAGUUCCACAGAUGAGUGCAUUCUUCCAGCCAGCGAGGCUGAGUUCUAUGAGCACACCAAGACUGCUCUGCUGGCAACCUCAGGCACCAUGCUGCUGUUGCUGCUGGGGGCUGCUGUGGUCGUGUGGCGGAAGUCCCGAAGCCGACCUGUGGCAAAGGGGCUCUAUGAAAAGCUGUCAGAGCCCACGGUGUCAUACUCCUCCUACAGGAGCAGUUAUCUUGAUGAAGACCAGGUGAUUGAGUACAGGGACCGGGACUACGAUGAGGAUGACGAGGACGACAUCGUCUAUAUGGGCCAAGAUGGCACUGUCUACCGGAAGUUCAAGUAUGGCCUGCUGGAUGAGACGGAAGAUGAUGAGUUGGAGUACGAUGAUGAGAGCUACUCUUACCAAUAA
Mastomys coucha (southern multimammate mouse) is the source of this 6026-nucleotide messenger RNA. It is a transcript of the gene Pcsk5, whose product is annotated as proprotein convertase subtilisin/kexin type 5. Gene Ontology annotation, biological process: peptide hormone processing. Lineage: Eukaryota; Metazoa; Chordata; Mammalia; Rodentia; Muridae. The coding region runs from base 474 to 6026 and encodes 1850 amino acids. The record is from RefSeq and is a predicted model, not a curated record. Gene Ontology annotation, cellular component: trans-Golgi network; Golgi membrane. Gene Ontology annotation, molecular function: serine-type endopeptidase activity. The transcript has 37 exons.